Messenger RNA from Dacryopinax primogenitus, 642 nucleotides. RefSeq names its product BET3 family protein. The coding region runs from base 1 to 642 and encodes 213 amino acids. The transcript has 5 exons. Lineage: Eukaryota; Fungi; Basidiomycota; Dacrymycetes; Dacrymycetales; Dacrymycetaceae. The record is from RefSeq and is a predicted model, not a curated record. Gene Ontology annotation, cellular component: cis-Golgi network membrane; cytosol; TRAPP complex. Gene Ontology annotation, biological process: intra-Golgi vesicle-mediated transport; endoplasmic reticulum to Golgi vesicle-mediated transport.
AUGGCGAACAGACUCAACUAUAAACAGAUUGGAGAUGACUUGUGGAAAGGCAGGACAGAGAAGAUAAACGCAGAACUAUUCUCAUUCACUUAUGGCGCUCUUGUUGUUCAGCUCAUACAGGACUACGAAGACUAUCAGGAAGUGAACAAGCAGUUAGAGAAGAUGGGGUACAAUAUCGGCACUAGACUGAUAGAGGACUUUAUGGCUCGUUCAAACUUAGGUCGAUGCACAGACUUUCGCGAAGUAGGGGAAGUAGUCGCCAAGGUCGGGUUCAAGUCCUUCCUAAACCUCACACCGCUCAUAACCCACUCCUCACCCCCUGCCCCCAUCUCCUCCCCUUCCCCCGCCCCGGCCCCCACGCCCGCAGGAAGCGCACCCCGCCCUUCCCCUGGCUCCAGUUUCGUCCUCACACUAGAAGAGAACCCCCUGGCUGAGAUGGUAGACCUGCCUGAGGAAGCUGUGGAGGGGGGGUUGUGGUGGAGUAAUGUGCUGUGUGGGGUGUUGAGGGGGAGUUUGGAGAUGGUACAGCUCCAAGUGGAAGCCAUAUUCCUCUCCGACGUCCUCAGGGGUGACGAGACGACCGAGAUUAGGGUCACGCUCAAGCGGUAUUUGGAGGAGGAGGUGCCGGCUGGGGAGGAUUAG